AUGCCUCAAUAUGGUCGCUCUGACGUGCUUGAAGAGGCAGAACUUAAAGAAAAUUCAGGACCGGACGGCAUCACCGAAGACGACGUAGUCACCGUUGUACAGAGUGACCAGAAACAGAGAUUUUCGCUUCGCUGGCGUAUUCCGGGUGGGACAGGGCCCAACGACGACUAUGAAGAAGUACAGUUGUUUUCAAGGGGAAGCAACGUCACAUCAUUGAUGGAGACCGGGGCCAACCGGGGGAAGAAUACUCGAUCGCAGAUGCCACGCUGCGACAGCGCUAACCCAGGGAAUGGCGAUGUCAGUGCGAAGACCAUAGUAGUUGCUGUAGUAAACUACGGCCGCCUUCGAGUCAGGGCUGUGUUCUAUGCAUAA
Molecule: messenger RNA, 372 nt
Organism: Besnoitia besnoiti
Lineage: Eukaryota; Apicomplexa; Conoidasida; Eucoccidiorida; Sarcocystidae
Product: RNA 2'-phosphotransferase, Tpt1/KptA family protein
Exons: 3
Coding region: 1-372 (123 amino acids)
Source: RefSeq, a predicted model, not a curated record